CUUCUUUACCUUACUUGACCACACAUAGUCUAUGCCCAAGAUGAAGUCCUUCUUCCAGCUCGCCGCUGCCGCGGCCUUUGCCGUCAACAGCGUCGCCGGCCACUACAUCUUCCAGCAGUUCUCGGCUGGCGGCACCAAGUACCCGCCGUGGCAGUACGUGCGCCGCAACUCCAACCCGGCCUGGCUCCAGAACGGCCCCGUGACGGACCUGUCGUCGACCGACCUCCGGUGCAACGUGGGCGGCCAGGUCAGCAACGGCACCGAGACCAUCACCAUGAAGGCCGGCGACCAGUUCACUUUCACUCUCGACACUGAUGUUUACCACUCAGGGCCUACCUCAAUCUACAUGAGUAAGGCCCCCGGUGCGGCCGCCGACUACGAUGGAAGCGGACCGUGGUUCAAGAUCUUCGACUGGGGUCCGUCCGGCUCGAGCUGGGCCAUGAGGGGCUCGUAUACCCACAACAUCCCCAGCUGCAUCCCUGACGGCGAAUACCUUCUCCGCAUCCAACAGAUUGGGCUUCACAACCCCGGCGCUGCGCCCCAGUUCUACAUUAGCUGUGCCCAGGUUAAGGUGACCAACGGUGGCAGCAAGACACCAUCCCCGACUGCCUUGCUCCCGGGGGCCAUCAAGAGCAGCGAUCCUGGCCUGAAUGUCAACAUCUACAAUGGAGCUAUCACCAACUACGUCGUCCCGGGACCGCAAGUCUUCUCUUGCUAGUUGUGGUACUUGGUUCUGUCGGACGAGAGAGCUACCCCAGUAUAUGAGUUCUGUUUCUCUCUUUGCACACUCGGUCAGGAUCUGCACCAUAUUCGUUUCGGUGUCCGCAGCAAUUAGCAGCAGAGUCCCUACUCUGAAUCCGCCACUCUGGAGAAUUACUACAGUUGUCAACUACGGUUUUGCGCACAGGCACUUCUUAGCACCUUACUUGCCUCGCCCCGAGGUUGUCUCUGGCGAUCUGGAAUCACUCUCACUAGUAUUGCGGAAUGUCGAAACUGUAUUCCAAGCAGCGACGACAUCCGCAAAGUAAAUCAAAAUCAAAAUAC
Molecule: messenger RNA, 1044 nt
Organism: Chaetomium fimeti
Lineage: Eukaryota; Fungi; Ascomycota; Sordariomycetes; Sordariales; Chaetomiaceae
Product: glycoside hydrolase
Exons: 6
Coding region: 32-718 (228 amino acids)
Source: RefSeq, a predicted model, not a curated record